AUGCAUUUUCGAUCCAUUGCCUAUGAUGCUAAGAGCAAAAUUUGGAGUAAUUCGUCUCCUCAGACUGACUAUUUUGCCCCGGAUCUGUCCAUCGGGGAAAUAAUCUUUCAUGAGAUGCGAAGACAUCCCCAACUUAUAGCUCAGAUUUCUGAUACGGAAAAGACAAUUUUAACGCGUGAGAACCUUCAAAUGAACUCAAUGCGAGUGGCCAGCUAUAUGCGGAAGUUAAGGCUACAGCAAUCGGAUAUUGUCGAAUUUAAGGAGGAGACAAUUAAAAAGGCUUUUGGACAAACAAAACCAUCUCUGAUAUUCUGCGAUGGAGAUGUGUACGAUAAAAUUUGUGCUGCUACAGCAAAUUUCAAAGUCAAAAUUAUUACAUUGACCAAUCAUAAAAUUAAUUCGUUGGACAUUGAACAAGUUCUAGACACUCCAAUAGAGAAAGGCUUUAAGCCCGCUCGUCUUGAGAAGGGAAUUGAUCAAACAUUAGCAAUACUUUGUACGUCAGGUACAACUGGUUUUCCCAAAGCUGUAACUAUAUCCAACAGCCGGAAAAUUUUCACUUCAAGCGAUAAUCUUACAACCGCUGAUGUCCAAUAUGCAUAUACCACUUUGGAAUGGAUUGGAGGACUACACACUAUCGUGUCUUCUGGAGUUUAUUCGACCACCCGCAUCAUAGCAGACGAUGAGUUUGAUCCCAGCAGGGAACUUCAUAGGAUUGAGAAAUAUAAGGUAACCUGGUGGCGACUGAGUCCAAUCAUGGUCAUUGGUCUGGAAAAGACCGAGAAAUUUCACAAAACCAACUUUGCGAGUGUAGACUACUGCAUCAUUGGGGGGGAUCGCUGUCCAGUGCCGGUCGUUGAACGAUUUCGCAAUCGUUUGAAGGCCAAAUCAGUGGCGCUUACAUAUGGACUUAGUGAGUUUGGAUUUAUGGUCACCACAAACUUCCAUUUGGAUAUAAAACCCACUUCCGUUGGAUGUUUACAAUGUGGCUACAAACUAAAGAUACUCGACGAACAGGGCAAAAUCUUGGGACCCAACGAAGUCGGCGAAGUACUUAUGUAUAGUGGUCAGUAUUGGGGCGGUUAUUACGGAAAUCCUGAAGAAACGCAAAGAGUAUAUGAUUCGGAAAGAUGGUACCACACCGGCGACAUGGGAUAUGUCGAUAACGAUGGAUUUCUAUAUAUAAUUGAUCGAAAAGAGGAUAUGCUAAGAUACAACUUAUCGACGUAUUUUCCCAAUGAAAUUCAAAAUGUCAUUGAGCAAAUAUCUGAUGUAGUUGAAGUCUGUGUCUUUGGCUUGUGUAUGGAUGCCAAUGCUGAUAUACCUGCUGCUGUUGUAGUAAAGAAAAAAGGUAGCAAGCUUCAAGCCCAAGAUGUGGUGGACUAUGUAAAGGAACAUGUGGAAGAAAACUAUAAGCAUAUGGAUGGCAAGGUGCUGAUUGUAGAAAAUUUAAUUCGAGCUCUGGGUGGCAAAAUUAAUCGAAGGGUUAAUAAGGAAUACUUUUUAAGGGUUAUGAAUGGCAAUUAGCUAUCAAAACGAUAGCUGAAA
Molecule: messenger RNA, 1548 nt
Organism: Drosophila willistoni
Lineage: Eukaryota; Metazoa; Arthropoda; Insecta; Diptera; Drosophilidae
Product: 4-coumarate--CoA ligase 1
Exons: 4
Coding region: 1-1527 (508 amino acids)
Biological process (GO): fatty-acyl-CoA biosynthetic process; long-chain fatty acid metabolic process
Molecular function (GO): long-chain fatty acid-CoA ligase activity
Source: RefSeq, a predicted model, not a curated record